Drosophila ficusphila is the source of this 1646-nucleotide messenger RNA. It is a transcript of the gene mIF3, whose product is annotated as translation initiation factor IF-3. The record is from RefSeq and is a predicted model, not a curated record. Gene Ontology annotation, molecular function: translation initiation factor activity; ribosome binding. Gene Ontology annotation, biological process: ribosome disassembly; mitochondrial translational initiation. The transcript has 2 exons. Gene Ontology annotation, cellular component: mitochondrion. Bases 364 to 1056 code for a protein of 230 amino acids. Lineage: Eukaryota; Metazoa; Arthropoda; Insecta; Diptera; Drosophilidae.
UCCGCCUAAUUUUCAAACUUCAAUAGUCGCGAGCAAGGCAAUAGAAAUAUAUCGAUAACUUCAGCCACUCUGUGCCACCUCCAUUUUUGUGUCAGCUGAUUUGAACAUUGCAAAACAGCUGUCAAACAAGUGCAAAAAUAAUGGACACCAAAAAAAUAUAAUAAAAAUUUAAAGUUUCAAGUUACGCUUCAUUUAUUAUACAAUCAAUUUAAGUUGUUAAUCGUAAUAUUCUAAUUCUAAUGAUAUGUACUGAUAUUGGCUCGACUUCACAUAACUUGGCAACUCUUCGGCGAAAAACAAUUGCACAAGCAAAAGAAAAACAAAAAAUUCCGACGUGAAAGCGAUAUAAAUUAAAGAACAAACAUGCAACGCUUGAGAUUUUUAAUGCAACAUGCUGCAACAUCAAUGACGCAGCAACAAAAUCUGCGUCCUUUGUCAAUACACUGGAAUUUGGCCCAAAACCAAAAGCCGGCUGGUGGAAAUGUCGGAGUUCCCAAAACCAAAGACACCCGGAAUCCCAAGGCACCGACACAGAAGAUAACCCUCAUUCAGCAAAACCAAUCCAUGAGCAUAACCACCUUAGAGGAGGCCCAGAAGUUGGCAAAAAGGAGGGAACUGCACCUGUUGCGUUUGGAACAAAGCGACGCCAAAACCGGAAGACCCAUGUUUAAACUUGUAACCUCCGCAGAAAUGUUGUCGGAUGAUUCGGAUCAAUCAAAGUCCUCCAACGAAAAGGGCAAGGAGAAGAAGUCAGAGAAAUCCCUAACCAUUGGCGCACGAAUCACGGAACAUGACCUUUCCUCUAGGCUCAAGAACAUUUCCAAGUGGCUGGCCAAGCGACACGAAGUGCGCAUUCUAAUCCAGGGAAAUGCCAGCGGAUCGGACGAAAGCAGUGCCGAGCGCAUAGUAAAGGCAAUCGAACUGGCCAUUAAAGAGCCCCAAGUAAUUGGAAGAAUAGUGCAGAAGCGCAGUAAAGGGGCAUUCGUCAAGUUUAGCAUUCUGCCAGUGACUCCGAACCCAACGACUACAGCUAGUCCCAAUACAACUCAGUCGUGACAACUACCGCCAUUGCCUCGGAUGCGCCAAUAUACGGUAAUGGCUCACCCACAUAAUUUCGUAUAUAGCAUGACUUCCCGCCAUUUUUCUUCGAGGAACAAAAACGAAAUUGAAGAAACCGUUCAUUUGGACAUAGCAUCCGCUUUCACCUGUGUGGCGCUGUUCCUCUUAUUUCUCUUCAAAUAUUUCUACUGGCAUCAGCAUUUGAUAAAACUUUUGGAGGAGCAGGAAAAAGCUGACCACCAUGAUAAUAAGAAGCACAAAAAACACGAUUAGUGAUUAUUUAUCCUCUUUCAACUGUUGUUAUUUAGCUUCAGUGUUUAAAAUCUAUGUACAUAAAUAACACACAAUUAAAAUACAUAUUAAUUGGCAUUUUUCAAUUUAGGUGAGAUUAAAACUCAGGGUUCUUGUUCGGAUCAUGAUUUAUUUCGUAUAUAUGAACGGACUUGUAUGGUGCUAUGUUUCUUUUUGUAUUUCAUUUUAAGAUAUUUUUAUUAAUAUUUGUAUACAUACUUUAAGCACACGCAGACAAUAAAUUAUUACACAUUUUUCGGUUUAUUAUUUAAACCUAAUUUAAGUUAAUUUUAAAA